UAAAUAAACAAACGUCAGACGUCAGUAUCGGUACAUGUCGAAGUAAAAAAACAAGUCUUGCAACAAUAGAGCAUUCACGAGUCGUUUAAACUGUGAUGAAUCAUCAAUGAUAAACCAUUCCAAUUGUAAAAGAGAAGGUUAAAAGCGUCCAACAAUUCCUCUCUGUAAGCCCAAAAGCCAUAACAAACAUGUCGCUGUAUCCAAGCCUCGAGGAUAUGAAAAUUGACCACAUGUCGAGGGCUCAAAAUCAAGCUCUUGCAGCAAGUGCACCCUCCUACCCCCCAGCGUACUCUCCAGAAAUGCCCGUACCCCAGACUGCUACCGGAAAUUCGGCUUAUCCAUCACUGGGUGAAUUCAUGGGGUUGGAAUUGACCGAAGAUGUCAUCAAGCAAAACAUGCCCGAAUAUUCGCAGAUUGCUCUGCCCCAUGCGAGCAUCCCGAUUCCUGUGGGCACCACCACCAUGGUGGCCCCCAUCUCGGGUCAGUCCCUCGGGCUCCAGCGCGCUCAAGUCAGCCACGGCGUACGCCAGCUCACCCUUUGCAAGGACAAGGAAGGCAAAGUGGGACUCCGCGUCAAACCCAUCAACAACGGGGUUUUCGUGUGUCUGGUGGUGGAGAACUCGCCUGCGGCUCUAGCCGGUUUGAGAUUCGGCGACCAAAUCCUGCAGAUCAACGGUACGAACGUGGCCGGUUUUUCCAUGGACAAGGUGCACGAUUUGUUGCGCAAGAGCCCGGUCAACGGCAUCCAGGUGGCUGUGAGAGACAGGCCCUUUGAGAGGACCAUCACGCUGCACAAGGACAGCGUAGGGUGCAUAGGGUUCCAGUUCAAGAACGGGAAGAUCGUGACGAUUGUCAAGGACUCGUCGGCGGCGAGGAACGGGGUUCUGACCGAGCAUCAACUCCUGGAGGUGGAGGGACAGAACGUGGUGGGCUUGAAGGACAAGCAGGUCACCAAGUUCAUUGAAGAGGCCGGGGAUGUUGUCACGAUUACGGUGAUUCCGAGCUUCAUUUAUGAGCAUAUGGUGAAGAAGAUGGCAGGAUCGCUGGUUAAGAAUUUGAUGGACCAUUCUAUUCCCAACUUGUAAUAAGCUUCAUUUCCUUGAAGACUAAAUACAUGUGUUUAAUGGCUUCUAUUCGCGUUUGAGUGGAUGUUAUCUCUUAUUUCUACAUCGAUAAUUAUCUUCAUCAAUAAUUCGUUAUUUAGGUUAAGUAUUAAAGAGUGCAAUAAGUAUAACUGAGCGCUAUAAAAAUUCAAUUUCUUUAAGUAAAAUUUAUUGCACUGUGUUGUUUGUCUGUUAGCACUACGUUAUACGUCCAUGAUAUAGUUAUACUAUGUUUUUUAUAUUAUAUAUAUAGUUUUUAUAAUAGUUAUCGAUACUGGAUCUUACUGUUGCAUGCUUAGCACCAUAUACACCAGGAACUCGUAAUCUACCAAAGAACGUUGGAUUUGUGAUGGUCUGUGCCAGAAACGAAAAUAUAGAUUUUAUAAAGAUAAGAUAGAAAUAAAGACGUGAUGUCAUUGCA
Molecule: messenger RNA, 1524 nt
Organism: Zophobas morio
Lineage: Eukaryota; Metazoa; Arthropoda; Insecta; Coleoptera; Tenebrionidae
Product: syntenin-1-like
Exons: 4
Coding region: 189-1085 (298 amino acids)
Cellular component (GO): plasma membrane; cytoplasm
Molecular function (GO): protein binding
Source: RefSeq, a predicted model, not a curated record